GUCCUGUCCUGUCCUGUCCUGUCCUGUCCUGUCUUGUCCUGUCUUGUUUUGUCCUUUUCCACUCUAGGUAAGUAUGAUGUUAUGUAUGUAUGUAUUAUUCGACAUAUUGGCGCGGCUACCUCUCGUCCGCCGAACCUAGCAAACAUCCACCUCACUACUAGGCAAGGCAAGGCAAGGAAAGGCCCAACUUGGGUAUCUAAUUCGGCGGGACGGGGCGAGAAUACAUACCUUACAAGGUACUAG
This is a messenger RNA of Daldinia decipiens, 243 nucleotides long. RefSeq lists its product as uncharacterized. The annotation marks the transcript as partial. The transcript has a single exon. NCBI's taxonomy places the organism in Eukaryota, Fungi, Ascomycota, Sordariomycetes, Xylariales, Hypoxylaceae. The record is from RefSeq and is a predicted model, not a curated record.